AUGGAAGACAAUGUAGACGAUGUAAUUGGAUGUGAACCGGUUGUAUUGACGGAAUAUCAUACGAGCGAACUGUGGAAGUGCAUAGACGGGAUCCCUCACAUUUCGAAUUCUACUGAAGUUACGGUAUGUGCUAAGAGAGCAAAUAGGUUUACUUUCGUUUUGCAGAAGAAAUGCGAGCGUUUGGAGCAUAUUUUAUCGAUUUAUUCCAACAAAUAUUUACUGUUUCCGAUAGUCCCAAAGGUGACUUCCCGGUUGAUGAACAUGGUCCGUCUUUCCUCUCCUCCUCUGGAUUCUCAGAGCGAGUACUCUCUCAUAUUCUUUAACACCUUUUCGAAGUUUGUCGGGUUCAAACAGACCUCCAAAUAUCUGCCGAUUGAAAUUAAUCUCUUGAAGGAUGUAUUGGAAUGUGCUGAAUACUAUUCGAAAUGUGCGUUUUUUCUUCUACAUUUUUUAAUUACAGUUUUUUCUUUAGCCAGUACUUCAGAAAGCACUAUACAAUUCAACAACGAUAUCUACUCAGGGAUUCAGAUAUGGCUCUACAUUCUAAUCAAGAAUCCUUUCAAUCUGCGCAACAUUGCGAGGGGGACUGCCGAUGUUGAUGGCCUGGAUUCUGUCAGCUAUCGAAUUAAAACCUUGAUUGAAAACGAGUCCAAGGAUCUAACAGUGCGUUAUUUAUUUUCGAAUGCCAUUGAAAAGGGUCGAUAAAGCCACCGAAGAAAAGGGCCCAUGUAAAAAGUUUAGACCCCCCUCUAUAACUCGGUCGAAAGUGUACCCAAAUUUGGUUUGUAGGUUACUCACGACCUAGUAACAAAAAAAAACACAGUAGGACAAAACACGUGGUUGUGUUUAAAAAUCCAGCGUCAAUUUUCAAAAACCACCUUAAAAAAUCGGGGAAAAAGUUUUGACCCCCCCCCCUUAAAAAUAAUAAAGGCUUUUUCGUUUAAUCCUUUGUUGCAUUUGAGGAUUCAAUGCGUUAAAACAUUUUGAACUUGAGCCCUACGAAAUGGUAAGAAUUCCCUCUCCAAGAGUUCUAAAUUAUGUUUAUAUCAUGUGAUCUAGACGUGUAAUAACCUGCAUUAACCUUCCCUUUUUUCAAACAAGUCCAUGCUGGCCUGGCGUUGUGGAUUCGGCAAAUAUCCUGUUGUCAUGUCCAGCUUUGGCGACCCAUUAGCUCGUUGACCGAAGGGUCUAGAUAUGGUCGUUAGGUCUUCAAUGUAAUCCUGAUACGUAUGAGACGCCAAUUGCGAUAGAUGUGGGCGGCAUCUGCUGGCGAUAUUAUAUUUAACUUUUUUUAAGGGGGAUCAAAACUUUUUCCCCGAAUGUUUAAGGUGGUUUUUGAAAAGGGUCAAAACUUUGUACGCGGAAUGUAACAUAACUGCACCCCUUUACGUGUAUUUGCUACUGCUGAAACUCUCAUCUCUCACACUUCUAAGCAUAGAAUCCCAAACUAACGGGCCGUCCGGGCAGAUAAUUGUUAUUCUUUAAUACCAUCCACAUUUGGAACUGGGACGAUUGGGGAAAAAGACGAUUGGGGAAACCGAAAAGUAUUUUUUUUUUCGAUGCAAAUGUCGAAAUUAGGAUAACCGAGGGUGCUCAUUUCGAAAAUGACAUUCAUUUUUUUGAUUAUUAGUUUUUUUCGUAGUACAGGGUGGGCCACUCGAAACUGACAAGUUGUUUUUUUGAAUUUCUCCGCGGAGGCUCUGCCGAUUUUUCUAAAAUUUAGAUUUUUCUGGAGCUGAGACCCGCCAUUUUCAACCGACUGAAUUUCAAAAAAACAUAUUUUGAAUUAACCUUUCCAUGCCUUUUCAAAGUUUUGAAAAAUUAUUUUCGGGCCGAAACCGCUAAAACUUAUAAAAUUUUUGGAAUGAUUUUCAAUUGACUUUCUCGGACUUGGAAAAUUUUUGAUUUUUUUAGGGAAAUCGUGGGCCUUAAACUUGUUUAACAAGGAAAGUACUUCUAUGGGGUGUGGAGUUACAGGUCGAGUCAUAUAUCAAAAAAUUCGCAAAAUUUUUCUGAUUCUGAAUAUGUAAAAAUUAGCUGCCUAAUUUUUGUUUGUAAGGGUGAAAAAAUCCUCUGAACUUUUCUCGCAACACCAUGAAAAUGCGCCUUUUUUACAUUGCAACUACUAAUUAAGGUGUAGUAUAAAUUAAAUGCGAUAUUUUAAGGCUUGUAAAGAUACCAGAGUUUACUUUAACUCAAAAGCAAGCUUUUGAUUUGGUAAAAACUUUGUCAAAAAGGCAUUUGCGUGGUGUUUCGAGAAAAGUUCCGAGGGUUUUUUUACUCCUUACAAACCAAAAUUAGGCAGCUAAUUUUUACAUAUUCAGAAUCAGAGAAAUUUUGCGAAUUUUUUGAUAUAUGACUCGACCUGUAACUCCACACCCCAUAGAAGUACUUUCCUUGUAAAGCAAAUUGAAAGCCACCAGAGGGUUGUUUGUAUUACCAUUAGGGCACGAACGCUCAAAAAAAAAAAAAAAAAAAAAAAAAAUUCAAACAAAGAUUGAAAAAUUCGACGUCAAUCGUUAUCGAGUCAGGCUUGGGGCAUCUUGAAGCUCAGAUACGUAAUUAAAAUUACGUAUCCACGAUACGUAAUUUUAACUGCUCAUGACUCUCAAAGCCACUACAAGGUUGUGAUGCGAGAGGAGGUGGGCAUAAUAACUCAGAUAGAAACAUUAUAAUCAGAUUGUUAAAUAAAAUUGUUUUUGGAACAAUAUUUGAUAACUAUCUGAGGUAAAACAAAGAAAAUUUCACCCAAGAACUCGGAAAAAUGACCAAUUUUUCAAAAUCAUUCCAAAAAUUUUCCAAGUUUUAGCGGUUUCGGCCUGAAAAUAAUUUUUCAAAACUUUGAGAAGGCAUGGAAAGGUCAAUUCAAAAUAUAUUUUCUUGAAAGUAAGUCGGUUGAAAAUGGCGGGUCUCAGCUCCAGAAAAAUCUAAAUUUUGGAAAAAUCGGCGGAGUCUCCGCGGAGAAAUUCAAAGAAACAACUUGUCAGUUUCGAGUGGCCCACCCUGUACUGUAAAAUAGUAAUUUUUGAUUUUUUUCAUAAAUACUCGAUUUAGGGGUUUUCGAGGGUGCUGACUUCGAAAAUCAUGUUCAUUUUUGAAUUUUACCAGUAAGUAGUAAUUUUUUGAAAAUUUUCCAAAAAUACUGAAUUUAGGGGUUUUCCAAGAUGCUGGUACUACAUAGUAUCAGAUAGUACUAAUUAGUACUAGAGGAAAAGUUAACAUGAUUUUCGAGACCAGCACCUUCGAAAACCCCUAAAUCCGGUAUCUUUGGAAAAUUUUCAAAAAAUUACUACUUAACAGUACUACUUAAGAAAAAAAUAAUAACUAAAAAAAUGAACAUGAUUUUCGAAAUCACCACCUUUGAAAACCCCUAUAUCCAGUAUUUUUUAAAAAAUUUCAAAAAGUUACUUUUUAACACUACUACUUAAGGAAAACUAGUAAAGUUCAGAAAAAAUUAACAUGAUUUUCGAAAUGAACACCCUCGAUUAUCCUAAUUUCGACAUUUGCAUUGAAGAAAAAUAAUACUUUUCGGUUUCCCCAAUCGUCUUUUUCCCCAAUCGUCCUUUUCCCCAAUCGUCCAACUCCGUCCACAUUUUUGGGGCAGACUGGAAAAACAAUCCCGCUUUUUGGCAAGCACUGUUCCACCUUUGCAAUUAUCAUGGUUAAUAGCAUGAUCUACAGGUUGUCCCAGGAAAUGGAAGCUUUUUUAUAGCUAAAUUUUUUCUAACAAUAAAAACAAAGGUAACGGUCAUCAUCAGUCGUAGAGCAUUGUUUAUAACAUAUUCAACUCGUUUCACAGUGACUGUCUUUCGUGGCGAUUACUUUGUGGCGUGUAGUACAGGUGCUGGCUUCCAAUUGAAAAAAUAUAGUCCACCGGAUUCAGAUCCGGCAAACAGACGGCCAUUUCGCAGAUCGAACGAAAUAGAGAAAAUCGGUCCCAUUCCUGGUCUUGAGUCAAGUUCCGGCUUUGCUUAGUUUUAGAGCUCCAUAUUGAUCCAAAUUAAAUGCGCGGAGUAUGUAUAAGUAUAUUUUUCCGUGAGAUUGACAUGCAGUUACUGCUGUGUAUUUUUUACUAUUCUACAGCUUUUGGGCGUUCCUAAAAUUUCCUUCAGGGGUCUAAGCUUCGGGGGUCGGAUCAGGCAUUCGAGUCAAGUUGCAUCCAAUUCUCUUUGCCUUACGUCAAAGACGUUUCUUCACAAAUUAUAGCACUUUUUUAGAAGUUGGGUUGCAAUAUUUAUGCUCAAUUGUACACUCGGAAUGCAUCCAAUUCGAAAGCUUUAAGCCAUUUCACGGAUGGUCUUACUGAUGUCAAAAUGAAUUCAAAGACAGCCAUUUACAAUCUCCAGAUAUUGCACAAUAUUUUCAAACUGGUAUGUGUUACUUUUUUAUUUAUCGUCAUCAUUUUAUAGGGAAAACGCGAAGAGUUAAUGGGAUUUACUGAUCCGGUUUUAAACUACUGUUAUCUGUGUUACUCAAACUCCGAAAAAAAUGCAGUUGUCGUCGUACAUUGCAUUAAACUGUUCCAAAGAGCGUGCAUGAUUUAUUUGUCACCCAGAUUGGCUAAUUGGAGGUAUCAAAGACAGAAUAAGCGGAUUGAAUGCUGUCUUGAUACACAACAAGUGGAAGACUUCGGAAGAUCUUUAGGAGAAGGUGUGGAUCCAAUAGAACAAGAUCAUGGUUUUAAGGUCGAAGGAAUCUUGCAAAGCCUACAGAAGUGUUUGGAUUCUGAUUCAAACGACGUUCGGUGGGCCUCGGCAAAGGGAAUGGCCCGGAUUUUGGCCAGAUUGCCGGAGAAUCACACUCAACGAGUUGUGGAUGAGUUGAUGACCAGGCUCAGAAAAGAUAAGUCGACUUGUUUUUGGAACGGCGCUUGUCUUCUGUUGGCCGAACUGACUACUCGUGGAUGUAUUUUACCCAAGACUAUCCCCCUUCUACUCGGCAUUGUAAGAGAGGCAAUGUUAUUUGACUUUGGCGGCUUUAUGAAUACUACUGAAACCAAUGUCAGGGACUCCGCUUGUUACAUUUGCUGGUCUAUAGCUAGAGCUUAUCCCAAGGAGAUAUUCCAAUCAUCGCUAGAACCCCUCUCCAAUCUAUUGAUUUGCACCGCUUUGUUCGAUCGAGAUGUCAAUAUCCGGAGAGCUGCUAGUGCCUCAUUUCAAGUAAGAUAUUGGCUUCCUUUAUCAAAUAAUUGUAUCAGGAGCAUGUGGGGAGACAUGUAGGAUUUUCUCAUGGUAUUCAAGUGCUCGUCGCAAUUGAUUUUGCAGCUAUAGCCAUGAUUAAAAGAUGUUUCUCUGACAUUUGUGUGAAUGUCGCCCGCUUUCAUGAAUAUUUGAAGCCCAUGCUCGACUUUCUUUGCCAUCAUAAGACAAUUAACUGGGAUGGUAAAGUGAGAGAGAUGACUGGAUAUGCAUUGCAGAGGCUGUCUCCUCUUGAUAUCCAAUACUCCAAAGAAACUGUAAGGAAUCAGAGGUCCUGUAUUAUAUAGUUUUAGCUGUUCCCAUAUCUGAUCGAGGCACUAACUGCGACACAUGAUAUAAUCCACAAACACGGGCUUCUUUUCGCAUGCUCCGCGAUUAUUUCAGUAGUCUCCGAUGAGUUGAAUACAGAUGAUGAGAGUGUAAUCAAAAUUGUCACGUUUGUGUCCGACAGCCUUGAUACAAUGCGGAGUCGAAAACUGGAACACGUUCCUUUACUGAUCAGAGGGAUUUGUAGAGUCAUGAAAUCUCUCCUCAACACGGGCCUAGUAACUUGCAAAGUGACGGUCAGAUUUCUUUUUGUAUUAUGACUUUGAGGUUAUGCUUAUUUUUUCUCGCGAAAGACCGCUCCUAGGAAUGGCGCAUCUUCACUCUUAUAUUCUAAAAACGCACGUCUUUUUUAAAUACGACUUAAACCUCUUGGAUAGCUGGAAAGGGCACAAAGAUGUAAGCAAAAAUUUUAUACAAGAUUUCUUGAAACACCCUGUACUUGAUUUCGCAUUUUUUUACUUAUCACUCGAAAAGUCCCCAUCCGAAAAACAAGUCCCGAAAAAGCGCCACCCGAAAAUGCGAGGACCGGGAAGUCUCCCACCCGAAAAGGCGCCACCCGAUGAGGAAGCCCGAAAUGUCAGUGUCCCGUUUUGACAUGCCAUCAACGUAGACCAAAAUUUUGGAUUGAAUCAAAACGAAGAACUUUAAUUACAGCCCCUUACCGUAAUCAAUUUUUUUUGUCAUAUUCCAGGUGAUGAAAUGGAUUUCGACGGUGGAGUGUGUUCUUGAAAAUGUAAGAAUAGCCGAAGUCAAGGGACUGCAAAUUGCAACAAAAGAUCUUCUUGUGGAUGUAUUGCAGUCUGUAUUCGACUUUUGGAAUCGUACAGGGGAUAAAGAGGCGAUUCGAAACCAUCUUUCUUCAAAUAUCGUACAGGUAGAGAUGUCGAGCCGAAUUUGAUAUACAAGGUGUUCCUAGAAUUAUGGAAAAAACUAUUCAUUAAUAACUUUGUGCUCGGUGGUCCAAUCCGAAUUUUUUUUUGCAUUUUACAGGAAAACCUUUGAUUUUUUAGAAUCAAAAAAAAAUUUUUCUUUGAUCGGCGGAUACUUCGGUAAUCCUCCUUGAAGUCGGCGGAGUGUUUUUUCACAAAUAAGGCUGUAAAUUGUUGUAUGUGUGAAGAAAAUGGGCGGGAAAGGAUUCAGAAGAUACAACAUGACAUUUAUUUCAAAUUUUUGUCAUUCGGCGCAGACAUUUUUUAACUUCGACGGACGAUUUUUCUUCGACUUUGGAGAGUCAAAAUUGGCUAAAACCAAAAACGUAUGGUAUUACUGGUCGCAUGGCGCCUAAAUACGACUUAUUACGUCUUCGGCCCACUGGUAGAAGAAAAAGAGGCAAUUCGGCGGAGAAAAAAAUGAACCCAUUUUUACAGCCUCGUUUGUGAAAAGCACUCCGCCGAAUUCAAGGCGGAUUACGGACGUCUCCGCCGAUAAAAGAAAAAAAAAUUUUCGGAUUGGACCACCGAGCACAAAGUUAUUAACGAAUAGUUUUUUCCAUAAUUCUUGAAACACCCUGUAUAUAACAUUUUCUGCAGCUGAAGUCCACCGAUAAUGAAGAUCGACUGGUGGCCAAUGCCAUGGCUGUCGAAAACCUUCCUGCGGCGGUGGUCAUAGACUACACGGAAGAAAUCUUGACGAUUCGAAAUAUUUUGAACGAGCAAAUCAUACGGUAGGUUUAAGGUUGAAUGAAUAAAAUUUUCUGUUGGCCCUUUCCGAAAAUUUACGCACCUCUAGGCGCUAGACUCCGGACAGGGUUAAGAAUGACGGUUCUGACGGAAAAUGCGUCUAAAAUUUUUUAAGCAGCCUUCUAGAACAGAUUUUUUGAUGAAAUAACUGAUUUUCUAGACCUCGAGAAAACGUUUGGGUGUUUGCGAGAAUAGCGUCAUUAAGAGCGCUUGUUUCACUCUACAUUAUUCGUGGACGGAGAGACGAUUUUAAAAUUCUUUUGAACAGGUAACUAAUUGUAAGAUCACAACAUUUUUACUAUUUUUUGCUUUAGUUUAUUAUCUUGUUACAAAGAUCAGACAGCUUCCAAGAAUGGGGACAUUGGCCGAUUUGUUCGGCAAGCAGCCCUUGAGAAUACAGUAACCGUCCUUGAAAAUGCAAUGAGAGGUGGAGUCUUAGAACGAGAAGAUAUCAAUGUGGUAUUGGCACAUGUCUACGGCCUUUUGUUCGACUCAGUUGACAAUAACACCCGGGUAAUGAAGCCAUGCAUCAUAACAUGUUGUUGUAGGUGGCCCAUGAAACAAUUCGAUCUCUUCUUCAAACCGACAUUCCCAUUAAUGACAAAGAACGAAUGGUCUGCGUUUUCCAGAAGGAGACCCUGGAUCCACAAAUGUUUGCUGAUGUAAUCUAUGAUUGCUGCAAUAAACAAUAUGUGUUACGAAGAGCUGUGAUUGCAUUGGGUAAGAUGACUUUAUCAUUACAAUUGCUGUUCAGGAAGUCUCGUCGUUUCGGUCGCGAAGUCAGCAUGGGAAUUUUUGUUUGUUUACUUGAAUCGGGAUAAUAGAAAAAUGGAUCAGAAGGUGAGGUUCAUUCUAGAAUUUUAAGUAAAUUACAGUUCAUGGAUGGAUUUGUCGAAAUUUUAUCGGAUUUUUUUGGGUCAUCGGAGUCUUUGGAUGAUCAGAUCAGAUACUGCAGAGCAUUCGGAGUAAUGGUGGAACGUCGGAUUUUCGAAAUCUACGAGUCGGAUCCUUCGAUCUCUCUUCCAUUUACUCAUGUUUGUGAAGAGUUUCUUAAGGUACCUAUCUAUAUAUUUUAUACUAAAACAAUUUCUGUUGAUUAUGAGAUUGGAAACUUACAGAUUGGUAAAGGGAAGUGCAGCACCAAAUUGAAACACGUUGUUUUGAAAACGGUCGGCUCUUUGAUGUUGUUGAAUUACAAUUCUGACGUUAAUUCUAAAGCCAGAAGGAUGCUUUGCUCAUGCCUGGUCUGCCCUUACUCUGCUCUUCGAUCUCUUGCUUCAGAACUUCUACAACAUUAUUUAAGUAUGGCUGAUGAAAACAUUUACGAAACUGAGAACGUUCAGAAGGCCUUGUCCAUGCUCAAUGCCCUCAAUUGGACGAGGCCCAAGGAAGAAAUUGA
Messenger RNA from Bursaphelenchus xylophilus (pine wood nematode), 8603 nucleotides. Lineage: Eukaryota; Metazoa; Nematoda; Chromadorea; Rhabditida; Aphelenchoididae. The record is from the annotation of a GenBank genome assembly.